Molecule: messenger RNA, 7212 nt
Organism: Silurus meridionalis
Lineage: Eukaryota; Metazoa; Chordata; Actinopteri; Siluriformes; Siluridae
Gene: extl3
Product: exostosin-like glycosyltransferase 3
Exons: 6
Coding region: 837-3578 (913 amino acids)
Cellular component (GO): membrane
Molecular function (GO): glycosyltransferase activity
Source: RefSeq, a predicted model, not a curated record
AAAGGGGCUGUGCUUUUAACCAAUUAAAUCGCAGAAUUUAAGCAACUGUCGAGCGGAAAGGGUGGAGCUUGUCGUAAUGUGGGUGGGCAUAAUACGAGGCAGUUCUGAUUUUGGCGUUUGCAGUGCAGCUCCUCAACGUAUAAGAACGAAGAGAAAACAAGCGGACGCGGAGGCUCGGAGUCCUGCGGGGCAGAAGAUCGUUGUCGAUUCGGCGGACGGGUGACGGCAGUGUGUGUGUGUGUGUGUGUGUGUGUGUGUGUGUGUGUGUGUGUGUGUGUGUGUGUGUGUGUGUGUGUGUGUGUGUGUGGUGAGGAUAGGAGAGGAGAAGAGCAGCAGCAGCGCUGUUUCCGUAUGCACACGGAGAGACGGAGCGCGCGAGCGAUUCAGACCGGAAUGGACAUUAAAGGCAUGCUAGAUGGCCCAUAGACCAUGAGUGGCUGGAAUGCAUAUUAUAGCCACCUUUUCCAGAUUAUGCUGAGUGGAAGGAUGGCUCUGCCAAGCAAAAUGAUAAAGAAAUAUUAAUACCAGCCAUGUCCCCAUUGGACAAUUCAACAAGGGACACUCUCUUCUUGCCACUGUCCAAGGUCUCACGUAUAUCUUUGGAUAGCUUUGGAGUGUGGUUACAAAAUGUGGAAAAAAAACGCAUUAUUUUUGGACGGCACACUUUUGACAAUGACGUUUGUCUUUAAAGCUCAGUAAAAAUGAGAUUUCCUUUUUUAUUUUUGAUUUUUUGUCUAUACACACAUGCUCACACAACGUAGAUUGCAUUAUGGCUGCUGAAUCUCCACAGCAACUUUAUUUAUCAGCUUGGCACGGUGGAGAGUGACAUUUGGACGAUGCAGCGAAACGGAGGUGUUCCAGGGAAUGGCAACCAGCCAUGGGUGCUCCGGCGGGUGCGACUGACAUGGCUCAGUUUCAUGCUCUUUUUCAUUCUGGUCUUCUUCCCGCUUAUUGCACAUUACUAUCUCACCACAAUUGACGAGGCAGGCAGUCCGGACAAGCGCAUUUUUGGUCCGCGACCUGGUGGCGAACUGUGCGAGGCAAAGCAUGUGCAAGACCUUUGCCGUAUACGGGAAUCGGUGAGCGAAGAGCUACUCCAGUUGGAAGCCAAGCGUCAGGAGCUUAAUGGCGAAAUAGCUCGUCUGAACUUGCGGAUUGAAGCCUGUAAGCGUAGUAUUGACAGUGCCAAACAGGAUUUGUUACAACUGAAAAAUGUCAUAAGUCAGACGGAACACUCUUAUAAAGAACUUAUGGCUCAGAAUCAGCCAAAACUAUCUUUGCCAGUUAGACUUUUACCAGACAAAGAUGAUCCAGGGCUCCCUCCUCCGAGGUCGGUACAGGCCUGUCGCUUGCAUACAUGUUUUGAUUAUGCCAGAUGUCCACUAACGUCAGGGUUCCCAGUCUAUGUGUAUGACACAGGAUCAUAUCCUUGGGGAGACAAUAUCGACCCAUUGGUCAAGCAAGCCUUCGCAUCUUCUGUUAAAAGCAGCGUUUAUGUCACAGAUAAUCCAAAUAUUGCUUGUCUGUAUGUGAUGCUUGUCGGAGAAAUACAAGACUCCCCACCUUCUCCCUCUGACUUGGAAAAGCAGCUGAAAGCAUUACCAUACUGGCGCUCAGAUGGACAUAAUCACCUGCUGGUUCAUCUGUCCAGGAAGUCAUUAACUCAGAACUUCUUGUACAAUGUCAGUACAGGCCGGGCAGCUAUAGCACAGUCUACCUUUUUUCAACGACAGUACAGAGAGGGUUUCGACCUUGUGGUGUCUCCGCUGGUCCAUGCUCUCUCUGAGCCAAACUUUCUAGAGGUGCCUCCACAGGUUCCUGUAAAGAGGAAGUAUCUCUUUACCUUUCAAGGAGAAAAGGUGGAAUCUCUAAGGAGCAGCCUACUGGAAGCACCCCCACAGUCCUUUGAGGAAGAAAUGGAAGGAGAUCCACCAGCUGAUUAUGAUGAUCGCAUUAUUGGCACCCUUAAAGCGGUUCAAGACAGUCACUUAGACCAGGUACUUGUGGAAUUUACCUGCAAGAAUCGACCGAAGCCAAGUCUACUGACUGAAUGGGCUCUUUGCGGGGAGCGUGAAGAUCGCUUGGAAGUUUUAAAAGCGUCAACGUUUGCUUUGGUGAUUUCUCCAGGUGAUGGGCAGCUCGUAGCAACCGCAGGGUGCAAUAUGCGUCUAUUCGAGGCACUGGAGGUUGGGGCAAUCCCUGUGGUUCUCGGAGACUACUCAAAAUUACCAUAUCACCAUCUUAUACGUUGGAAUGAGGCAGCUAUCAUGGUUCCCAAGCCUCGUAUAACUGAGUUGCACUUUCUAUUAAGGAGCUUAUCAGACAAUGAUUUAUUAGCCAUGCGCCGGCAAGGUCGAUUCCUUUGGGAAACGUACCUUUCCACUUCUGAGAGUAUCUUUAAUACCAUUCUGGCCAGUAUCCGAACCAGCAUUCAAAUACCAGCAGCACCCAUAAAAGAGGAACCUGCCCAGGAGAUUCCCCAUAAAGCUGGAAAGAUGGCAGGUACAGAUGCCAAUAUGGCGGACAAUGGGGACCUGGAUCUAGGUCCAGUAGAGACAGAACCUCCUUAUGCAUCACCUAGGUUUUUGCGGAAUUUCACCUACACGGUUUCGGAUAUCUACCGAACAUGGAAUCGUGCUCCUGGGCCUUUCCAUUUGUUUCCUCAUACACCCUUAGAUCCCAUUCUACCUUCAGAAGCAAAGUUUCUAGGUUCAGGAACUGGCUUUCGCCCUAUUGGGGGAGGCUCUGGAGGUUCUGGAAAAGAGUUUCAGGCUGCACUGGGUGGAAAUGUUCCAAGAGAACAAUUCACAGUGGUCAUGCUGACAUACGAGCGAGAGGAGGUACUUAUGAAUUCUCUGGAGAGGCUAAAUGGACUUCCUUAUCUCAACAAGGUGGUGGUGGUAUGGAAUUCCCCAAAACCGCCCUCAGAUGACCUUCUUUGGCCAGACAUUGGACUGCCAAUUGUGGUGGUGCGGACAGAAAAGAACAGCUUAAACAAUCGCUUUCUGCCCUGGGAUGUAGUGGAGACCGAGGCCAUCUUGUCCAUUGAUGACGAUGCCCAUCUCCGACACGACGAAAUCAUGUUUGGGUUCAGGGUGUGGCGAGAGGCCAGGGAUCGGAUUGUAGGCUUUCCAGGGCGGUUUCAUGCCUGGGAUGUCAACCACCAGUCUUGGCUUUAUAACUCUAACUACUCUUGUGAACUCUCCAUGGUGCUGACAGGUGCCGCUUUCUUCCACAAGUACUACGCCUACCUGUAUUCCAACGUGAUGCCGCAGGCCAUCCGAGACAUGGUGGACGAGUACAUCAAUUGUGAAGACAUUGCCAUGAACUUUCUGGUGUCACAUAUCACACGCAAACCCCCCAUCAAGGUGACGUCUCGUUGGACAUUCCGCUGCCCCGGUUGUCCUCAGGCUCUUUCUCACGAUGACUCGCACUUCCACGAGCGCCACAAGUGCAUCAACUUCUUCGUCAAGGUGUACGGUUACAUGCCGCUACUCUACACACAGUUCCGCGUGGAUUCGGUCCUCUUUAAGACUCGACUCCCGCACGACAAGACCAAAUGCUUCAAGUUUAUUUAGAGGGACCAAAAAAGGAGACAAAGAGACGCACCCCCUCUUACAGACUGGAGAUUUUUAUGACAUGAAGUAAAAAAAAAAAAAGGGAGGACUACUACAUUAAAGCAUUUUACUUUAGAUUAUAUGUGUUUCGACCCAUCAGCAACCACUACUGGUCUCAUUUGCACCACUCGUAACAGUCUUGGAAAAAAAAGAGGCGGAUGAAAGGUGAUGGUACUUUAAAGGGUUUCAGACUGGAUGCUUCAGGAACUGACAGAAUGGUAAAAGACACGAGCAAACGCUUCCUGUCUCAUUGCACUCUUUUACAUUUUUUGUUUUGUGUUUUUUUUUUUUUAUAUCUAUAUAAAGUGUGUCAUACGCAAGAGAAAUUCGACAUUUCUGCAGGUCAUAGAAGUUUUAUUUGUGAGUGUGUGAGCGAGUCUUCUCGAAAAAAUACAUUCUAAAGAAAUUGUUCACCAGAUCCUCAAGGUACACUGACAGAAGUGCAGAAAGGAAAACACUAGAUGGUCGGCUGAGCCGUAAUCACUUUCAGUGCUCUCAUCCUGGGUGCUGUAAAAAAAAAACGUCCAGGCCUUCUUGGGUAUGUGCCGAUAUCACGUAAUCAUAUCAGAGUAAUCUCUUAAACUUCUCCCGUAUUACGACGAUCUCCGAACAAGACGGUCGGCUUAGCGAUCACUCGAUCUGCUGAACAGGAUUACGACAUACUCGCGACACUGCCUUUGUAAAUCCGCGGCAGACAGCAGUCUCUGUACCGCUGAAUCCCUGAAUAAAAUGGAAGUUACAGUAAUAUGAGUUUUCGCAGAUCACGCGUGUUUAGUAUCCAAGGGAUAAAAGCCACCAAACAUUUCCGACUUUAGAAAGCACGAGGUAGAGGUGUAGAGCAGGACUACGUGAAGACUGCGUCCGAUUUCGCAAUGCCUACAGAUCAAAUUGGUUUUUUGUGUAAAGUUUCCUCUCUCAUCUCAUUAUAAGUAACUUCAGGAGAGAUAGGAAUCAGGUUUGCAGUUGUUGCUCUGGUAGCCGUUUUCUUUUAUUACUAUUGUUAUUAUCAAUUUUAAUUGCAUUUCUAAAUACUGUAAAGAAAAUUCUAUAAAUGAUUAUAGUUUUUAUCCAUUUAUCAGCACCACAGUGAAGCGAGAAUUUCCACCGCGUUCGCAUUAAUAUUAAUUCUGACCUGCGCGCCACGCUGACGUCAUCACCAGACUUUUCUGAAAGCUUCCACUUUUACGCUAUAAACAAACACGAGUCAGCGGUUAAUCGUUUUUCUAGUAUUGACCUGGUAGUAACAGAAUAGUUUAGCUGUACACUAUAUCUACAGGAAGUCUUGGUGGGAAGUGUGUUUUCAUGAAAACGACGAGAUUAAUACAUGAGCUGGUUAUGUGGUAUGGACAUAUAUGAGCACUUUGUUAGGAAUACUAUACUGAUUUUUUUUUAUUUAUUUUUUUAUCUCAGUUCUCACUGAUUCUCACUCACUCAGGGACUGAUAUUUGAAACAAUGGUAAAUUUGGGAUUCUCUCCAUCUGGAUACGACUGAAUUAGACAAUUCCCUCCGGUUUUCCAGGCUUUCCUCCACAUCUUGAAGCUGUUCUAUGCGAGGAAGGCGACUGAAGAACAUUGAAAUGUUAAUGAAACCAGUCUGAAAUCAUGUUCGCUUUUGUAGCAUUGUACGCCAACGUUUUAAAAGUCGGCAUUAGAAGGUACAUUGCGGCCAUAAACAGGUUGCACAUGUUAAUUUAUAUUAAUAUUCAAACAGGCUUGGCAUUCAACCCAUUGAUUAGAAUUCGCAGGCCAAAAAUGUGCUACGAAAGCAUUCCCCGCACCACUACACCACCUCCACCAGGCCGGACUGUUGAAAUGAGGCAGUUAGGGUUCCAUGCAUUUAGACUGUUGGUGCCAAAUUUUGAUCCAGCCAUCUGUGUGCUUGAGCAAAAAUCAAGAUUCAUCGGAUCAGCCUAAAUUUUUUUUCUUGAUCUGUCUAGUUUUGGCGAGCUCGUUCCCACUCCAGCCUCAGCUUUCUGUUUCUGGCUGGUGUAACUGGAACAUGAUGUGGUCCAGUGAUGAUAUCGGCCAUCUGUCUCACGAGGUGUUCCACAUCAUGCUGAUGCUUUUCUGUAAUACAAUUCUACAACAUGGUUAUCAAAGAAGCUUUUCUACCUGCAGAACCAUCACACAUAUGGGUUUGUUUCCUCUUUAUUUGCGCUCUAUAGACUGUUGUGCUUGAGAUCAGCAGUUAUAGAAAUUCUCAAACCAGUCCAUAUGGCACCAACGAUCAUACCACAGUCAAAAUCAUUGAAAUCCCUAAUUUGGUGCAUUUCACUGCUGCCACAUGAUUGGCUAAUUAGAUUAGUCGAGUAGGCGUUCUUAAUGAAGUGCUCAAUGAGCGUAUAUAGCUAGUUUAUGGGCAUGGUACCAAAGACAAGUGAUAAAAGGAAACUAACCUGUUGUCAAAGCUUUUCCCAGAAAUACUUAAGGAUGGUCAUUUGGUCAAUGUUGGGUUUCUUGAAGAAUUCUCAUAUCCUUAAACCAGACUAAUGACAUCACGGUUUAGUGUUACCCUGGUAUUCAGUUUAAAACUAUACAUGUAACCGUUAGAUGUAGUUGAACUGUAAGCUUGACAUGGUGACCUCCUAAGAGAUCCAUUUCCAUGGUCCCAAGUUCUAGCCUGAGCUUGGGUUACUGCCUUUGCAUGUUCCUCCACGUUUACCAGCUUCCUCCCAGAACCCUGCCAGUAGGUGGAUAGUUAAAAUAUGAACGCGCCCUUCGAUCGCAUAAGCGUAAGGAUCUGUAUUUGUGUGCAUGAUGUGCUGUGAUGGACACCAUCCAGGGUGUGUUCAACCUCUUCAUAACUCUUUACUCAAAUCCACUACGAUGCAGAUUUGGAUCAAAAGGCUACUGAUAAAAGAAUAUUUGAAGCAAAAAGUUUUUUCCCCCCAGUUUCAUAGUCACAGUAGUUUUAGGGAAAAGAAAUAGAUCACCAAUUAAGGCUUAUCAAGGCUUUGGGCUGCUGCUCAGAUGGUCAGGUGUUCAAAGGAGAAAUGACAAUGUAUCAUGUAACUUAUUUUUGGCACAUGCCUAAGCAGCACAGAAGUUUUUUUUUUUGUAAAUCUCAUGUUUGUUUUUUCCUCUGCUCAAAAAGCUGAUGUGAAGUUGAAGUGAAGACCUCAGGUCUGAGUACUAGCACAAUUCUGGAGAAUCAUGCUGCAUAUAAAUACUGCGUUAGAAUUACUGGCACAAACUAAACUUUUUUUUUUUUCUUUCUAAAUGGUACUUUGUUUCCUCAUGAACUUUUCAAUCCAAAAUGCCUCCAUGCACAUGAACUGUUUUGUCCUGAACUGUAUAGUGAAUAGAGGUUUCUGCAUUGUAAAUCCAUUCAGUUUUUUUUUUUUUUUUUUUUUUUUAUGUUCUAUGUUUCAGAUCAUGAAUUCCUUUCCUAUGGAACCUUUUUUAUACACCUUAAUGACUGUAUGUAUAAAUUUGUUGAGGUUUAAGUAGUGUGUUAUUCCCCCCCGUAUUGCCACUCGAGCAUGGAGAUUGGGGAGGUAAGGAAGCAGAAGCACAGCAAUCUGACUGACAGACUGUAUCAUUAGUGUGAUCCUUGUAAACACUAAUAAACCAGCCCGUGCCAUUUGUCUCUGGA